UUUACCCGAUAUUCCAAUUCCCCAAAUCAAUCAACUCUUUGUGUUCUAUAACAUCAGUGUCUCAGAAUCGUAGUGUGCAUAACUUAACUGCAUCCAUCAAUUAAAAAAAAAGUAUAUACUGCUACAUAUAACAACUUGGAAACCACCACCAGCAGCCCCCACACACAUUGGACAAAGUCAAAACCUACCUUUUUUUUGUACUAUAACACAUCAUUGCCUCCCUGAUAGAUAGACAAACAAAUCGAUCAUGUCUAAAAUAGUUCGUUCCAUUAAGAACGUAGCCAAUGGUUACUCAUCAGCUCAAAUUCUCGUUAGAAAAGCCACUGCCAAUGAUGCCAGUGGACCCACCAUAUAUGAUAUGGAAGAAAUUGCAUCAUAUACUUAUCAAUCCCAAACCGAAUUCUUGGAAGUCAUGGAUAUGUUAGACCGUCGUCUUAAUGAUAAAGGUAAAUACUGGAGACAUGUUGCCAAGUCACUUACCGUGUUGGACUACUUGGUUAGAUAUGGUUCUGACAAAUGUGUUCUUUGGGCUAAAGAUAAUCUUUAUAUUGUCAAGACUUUACGUGAAUUUAUCCAUUUAGACGAGCAAGGUGUAGAUCAAGGUGCAAUUAUCAGAGUCAAGGCCAAGGAAUUGGUUUCUCUAUUACGUGAUGACGAGAGAUUAAGACAAGAACGUGCUCUUGCUGCUAAUAAAGGUAGAAAUGGAAAUGAGGACUUCGAUGAAGAUAGAAGAGAAAGAAGAAGACCAAGAAGAGAUACUAAUCGUUCCAGAAGAGGUGAUGAACCAUACGAUGCUGAUUUGCAAAGAGCCCUUGAGUUAUCUAAAAUAACUGCUGAAGAGGAACAAAAUCGUCCAAACCCAGAUGAAAGUGAUGCUGACUUACAGGCAGCUCUUAAAUUAUCCUUGGAGGAAGAAGAAAUGAGAAAACAAAAGCAAGGUAAUAAUUUAUUGGAUUUAACUGAUGAUACUCCAUAUCAACCUCAAUAUUACGUGGCUACUGGAUAUUACCAACCACAACAAUUCUAUGGUCAACCACAACAGCAACAACAAUAUGAUAUGUUUGGUAAUCCAAUCCAAAAUGCAAUGGAUACUGGAUUAUACCAACAACAGCAACAACAACAACAAUUCCUUCAACAGCAGCAACAACAAUUCCAACCUAACCAAUUUACUGGUUUCAACUAUGGUCAACCCCAACAACAAGAACAAAUUCAACCUUUAAAGACUGGUUCUAACAACCCAUUCGCUUUGUCUGGUUCUCGCCCAGAACCUGCAUCCCCAGUUAGAAAUCAAACUUUAGAUGCAUUGGCCCAACAACAACAGCAACAACAACAACAACAACCUCAAUUCUUUACUCAACCAGCCCAAUCUGCACCACAAUCUGCAGCUACCUCAUCCAAAUACAAUGAAACUCAUUCUGAAUUGAAUAACUUGUUGGCUCAAGGUACUGGUAUUGAUACCUUUGGUAAUACUGGUGCCAACAGAAUUCCACAUCAACAUACCAAGACUCAAACAUUUAUAAACUCAAGUGGUACUGGAUACAAGCCACAAAAUGAUGAACAAAGAUUGAGUUCUAAUGCUACUGGUAAUCCAUUCCUUAAUACUGGAAUUGGGUAUCAACAACAACAACAGCAACCACCACAGGGCCAACAAGCAAUCAAUGCUGCUUAUACUGGAUAUGGAUUUGGAAAUGCCCAACCACAACAGCGCAGAGCCAAUGAUGGUCCUAGUUUGAUAGAUAUUUGAGUCCGCUCGUAUUUUAUAUAGUUCCCUGUUUGGUGAGAGUUUUUUUUUAUAGGAGAUUUUGUAUAUUAAGAAAAUUAUUGAAGUAAAGUACUUGGUUACACCUUUAUAAUUUAAAAUCGUCAAGGUUCUGCAAUUGCAUUUUGAAGAUUGACUUAACGCACCAGUCCCAUUCAAGGGCAAUCCCAUUCUUGAUUUGCUUUUUGAAUGCCGCAAUUAAUUUUGUGUCUUUAGUCUUGUUAGCUAGGAGAAUCACUUGAUCAGUGGAUUCAAUGUGUGUGUCAAUGACGGUUUUAGCUAAUUUUGUAGCCAGUUUGAUCUCAUGGAAAUCCUUCAUUCCGUGCUCGUGUAAAAUUCUAGCAAUCACAUCAACACCACCAUUCAAAUUAGAUGACAUAUUAAAACUCAAAUCUUGGAAUAACUUGCCCUUGUUUGGUGAAGUUAACAAAUUGUUCAAUCCAUUCUUCCCCAAUUCUUGAUCGAGUUUUGUUACUUUAUCUAACCUAUAAUCUUCAAUAUUGAACUCAGUCAACACCGUUUGCUUGUCAACAUUCUUAAGCACAUCAAUGAGGUACUUUGGGUGAACUAUAUGAUCGACUUUAGCAAGACUGCGCAAGAACUUCUCUGUACGCAAUAUCUUUGGUGCUAUCAAUGUGUUUGGUUGGGUUGACAAGUCCAGUAUUAUUUCUACACCCACAUUCUGCAAAUUUGCAAUGUCAUCCGCUGAAAGAUCAAUGAUUGAUUCACAACCAGUCAUGACGGCAAUGAUUUCACAUUUCUUGUUGGGUUUGUGUUUCUUGACAGGUGGUGAACUGAGUAGUUUAUUUGGCGAUGAGCUUAAAUGUUCUAAUUCUGUCAUGUACUCUUUCAUCUUCCGUGAACUCUUGGUCAUCUGUUGAUACUGAUUCAAAUCUGACAUAUCUUCGUGAAGUUUUGCUGCUGCUCUUUUAGCAGCUGAUCUACGUGAUCCAACUGGUGUAUGGUGUGGUUCGGCAAUUACUUGUGGACUAGAACUUUUUGCGCUUGUUUGGGUUGUACUUGGGGAAGCCGGUUCAGAGUUAUCCAUAAGCUCUUCCUUUGAAUCGGUGGAAGCAUUGGCAUCAGGAACUUGCUCGGUUUCUUUGGUC
Molecule: messenger RNA, 2868 nt
Organism: Spathaspora passalidarum NRRL Y-27907
Lineage: Eukaryota; Fungi; Ascomycota; Pichiomycetes; Serinales; Debaryomycetaceae
Product: epsin
Exons: 1
Coding region: 248-1744 (498 amino acids)
Biological process (GO): actin filament organization; endocytosis
Cellular component (GO): endosome; plasma membrane; clathrin vesicle coat
Molecular function (GO): clathrin binding; phospholipid binding
Source: RefSeq, a predicted model, not a curated record